AUGCCCAAGAGCAGUAAAGUGACCCAGCGCGAACAAAGCCAUGACCACGUCACAGAGUCGGUGGCUGACCUGCUGGCCCUGGAGGCGCCCAUGGACUACAAGAGCAGUCAAAUGAGCAUGAACGCAGCUGGGGGAACCCCGGCACCUAAGGGCACCCAGCCAGACGUCUCCCCUGACCUGGAGGACGGACGACCAGCCUGGAACAGUAAGGUCGAGUACAUCCUGGCUCAGGUGGGCUUCUCAGUGGGUUUGGGCAACGUUUGGCGCUUCCCCUACCUUUGCCAGAAGAACGGUGGAGGUGCUUACCUUGUCCCGUACUUUAUCCUCCUCAUCCUCAUUGGCAUCCCACUCUUCUUCUUGGAGCUGGCAGUGGGACAACGGAUCCGUCGAGGGAGCAUCGGAGUCUGGAACUAUGUUUACCCUCGCCUGGGUGGAAUUGGAGUGUCUAGUUUAAUGGUGUGUGGCUUUGUGGGUCUGUACUAUAACGUCAUUAUCGGAUGGAGCAUCUUUUACUUUUUCCAGUCCUUUCAGUACCCUCUGCCGUGGAGCGAAUGUCCUGUCAGACGAAAUGGAAGCCAGGCCAUUGUGGAGCCUGAAUGUGAAAAGAGUUCAGCGACCACCUAUUUCUGGUAUCGUGAGACCCUGAACAUCACCAGUACGAUCGCAGACAGCGGUGGUCUCAACUGGAGGAUGACCCUUUCCCUGUUAGCUGCUUGGAUAAUUGUGGGUAUGGCUGUGAUCAAAGGCAUCCAGUCCUCCGGAAAGGUGAUGUAUUUUAGCUCACUCUUUCCAUACGUGGUGCUUUUCUGUUUUCUGGUGCGAGGCCUCAUGCUUAAAGGAGCCGUGGACGGAAUAGCUCACAUGUUCACACCUAAGCUGGAGAUCAUGUUGGAACCACAGGUUUGGCGUGAGGCAGCCACGCAGGUUUUUUUUGCUCUGGGCCUGGGUUUUGGCGGCGUCAUCGCUUUCUCCAGUUACAACAAGAGCGACAAUAACUGUCACUUUGAUGCUGUGCUAGUCUCCGUCAUCAACUUCCUCACCUCCAUCCUGGCCACACUGGUGGUGUUUGCCGUGUUGGGUUUCAAGGCUAACAUCAUGAAUGAGAAAUGCGUAGUGGAGAAUUCAGAGAAGAUCCUUGGCUACUUGAAUUCCAAUGUAUUGAGUUACGACCUGAUCCCGCCUCACGUCAACUUUUCCCACAUCACAUCCUCGGAUUACGCCGAGAUGUACGAGGUGAUCAAAAUAGUUAAGGAGGACAGCUUCGCUCAGCUGGGUCUGGAACCCUGUCUGCUGGAGGACGAACUCAACAAGUCAGUACAGGGCACUGGGUUGGCUUUCAUCGCUUUCACAGAAGCAAUGACCCAUUUCCCCGCCUCUCCCUUCUGGUCUGUCAUGUUCUUCUUCAUGCUCAUUAACCUGGGCCUGGGCAGCAUGAUUGGCACCAUGACGGGCAUAACCACGCCCAUUCUGGACACCUUCAAAAUCCGCAAAGAGAUUCUCACAGUGGGCUGCUGUAUCAUAGCUUUCUUCUGUGGCUUGCUGUUCGUGCAGCGUUCAGGAAAUUAUUUUGUCACCAUGUUUGAUGACUACUCUGCCGGCCUGCCCCUCACUAUCGUAGUCAUCCUGGAGAACGUGUCUGUGGCCUGGAUAUACGGCACAAAAAGGUUCAUGCAGGACUUGCAGGAUAUGCUGGGUUUCCGGCCCUACAUCUUCUACUUCUACCUGUGGAAGUAUGUGUCACCUGUGUGUCUGAUAGUGCUUAUCUCUGCCACCGUCAUAGAGAUGGCCAUCAGCCCACCUGGAUACAAUGCCUGGGUGCAGGACCUGGCAACUGAACGUUUCCAGAGUUACCCUCCCUGGGCUUUGACCAUGUGUUUUGCCCUCAUCAUUGCGGCCAUGUUACCAUUACCCAUCGUCUUCAUCGCCCGCCACUUCAACCUGAUACCUGACGGCUCCAACAAGCUCUCCGUCUCUUAUCGGAAGGGCAUGAUGAAAGACGUGUCCAACCUGGAGGACGAAACACGUUUCAUCCUCAGCAAGAACCCUAGUGAGACUCCUUCACCCAUGCCAAACCACCGUGCCUACCUGGGCCCCGGCAGCACCUCACCCGUGGAGCUCAUCACCAACUCCACCUCCAUCAGCGGCUACGGUAGCAGCUACCAGACCAACCCAGUACCACCAAAGUCUGAAUCCUGA
Messenger RNA from Chanos chanos (milkfish), 2196 nucleotides. RefSeq names its product solute carrier family 6 member 17 (gene slc6a17). Lineage: Eukaryota; Metazoa; Chordata; Actinopteri; Gonorynchiformes; Chanidae. Gene Ontology annotation, biological process: glycine transport; alanine transport; sodium ion transmembrane transport. Gene Ontology annotation, cellular component: plasma membrane; synaptic vesicle. The transcript has 11 exons. The record is from RefSeq and is a predicted model, not a curated record. Bases 1 to 2196 code for a protein of 731 amino acids.